AUGGAUCCCAUAAUGGAUGUAAUAAAAAAUUCAGCGGAGCCUGAAUGGCUUGAAAAGACAAUAGUAGGGGAAUUACGAGUUUGGCAAAUAAUGUUCCUUUGCUUAGCCGGUGUCACUUCUUUGAUCGUGAUGGUUUGCUGCUGUUUCCGUUUCCGCAUCCCGCGCACGAAGCAGCAGAUCGAAGCCGACUACAAGCGGCGGAAGAUCACGACUAAGUUCCGGCAUGAGCUCGAAACCAUUCAAGAUUCCAAAAUGGACACCAUUUCCCUCAAAGAUGCUUUGGUGCUGCUGAAUGAGAAGACCAAGCCAAUGGAGUGCGAGAAUCAGCAGCAAUCCCAGCCUAGCUCCAUCAUGUCGCCACAACAAAGCUCACUAGAAGCUUCCUUCCAGCCCGAUGGAGGACAGAAGCCGGAGCCGCAAGCAUCUGGGCUAAACUUCGCUAAGUACGCUACCAAAGUGGCCAAUUUGACGAAACUUGGCCAACCAAAGUCGCCCACUUCACCGACCACUUCAGAUAAUAAGAUGGAUUUUUAAGCAAAGUUACUUAGACUUGUUUAGAGAAACACGCUUUCCGCUUAAAGAUUGUAUCUACAAUUUCUGGCUAGAAUAUAGAUUUACAUACCUUCUAACUAUCCGUAGGGUGAUAGAUGUAAAUGUAAACAUAUAAAAAAAAUGCCGACCCAAACUGCAAAGACGUAGUACGACAAGUGCGUAAUUUUUUUUCAUACUAUCUAAUACCGUAGAACCUUUUUUGUUGUCACAUAAUUCCGUGUCUACCAUUUUAACUUGAAAACAUAAUUUAUGGUAGACACCGCGUAUUUCCUGAAAAAAACUAGUUAUUUCUCUUGAAGUACGGUAAGUAGGUACCUAUUGAUCUCAGGGAAAAGUUGUCGAACUAAAGUUUUUCAAUAUUGAGAUAUUUUUAAAGCU
Pararge aegeria (speckled wood butterfly) is the source of this 930-nucleotide messenger RNA. RefSeq lists its product as uncharacterized. The transcript has 4 exons. The coding region runs from base 1 to 534 and encodes 177 amino acids. NCBI's taxonomy places the organism in Eukaryota, Metazoa, Arthropoda, Insecta, Lepidoptera, Nymphalidae. The record is from RefSeq and is a predicted model, not a curated record.